AUUCUUUAAAAAAUUAAUACCUGGUCAGCAAGAAACCACUAUAAAAGUUUGAUUUUUCUGAGGUGUUCUUCACAAACCACCAGCCAUGAGAGCGGUUGUGCUUGCCCUAACUGUAGCCCUUGUGGCAAGUCAACAGCAACAGAUCAACCUUGUCCCCGAGUUUUCCCCUGAUAAGACCUAUGUGUACAAGUAUGAGGCUCUACUCUUGGGCGGUCUCCCUCAAGAAGGUCUGGCUAGAGCAGGUUUAAAAGUGAACAGCAAGGUUCACCUCAGUGCCGUCAAUGAGAACACCUUUCUGAUGAAGCUCAUGGACCCUCUAAUCUACGAGUAUGCUGGUAUUUGGCCCAAGGAUCCAUUUGUUCCUGCCACUAAGCUCACCUCAGCACUGGCUGCUCAGCUUCAGAUUCCCAUCAAGUUUGAGUAUGCCAAUGGUGUGGUUGGAAAGGUAUUUGCCCCUGCAGGAGUCUCCCCUACUGUAUUGAACUUAUACAGAGGUAUCCUCAACAUCCUUCAGCUCAACCUCAAGAAGACCCAGAACAUCUAUGAGCUGCAAGAGGCUGGAGCUCAGGGAGUGUGCAGGACCCACUAUGUCAUCAGUGAGGAUCCAAAAGCCAACCACAUUACCGUAACCAAGUCUAAGGAUCUGAGCCACUGCCAAGAGAGAAUCAUGAAAGACGUUGGCUUGGCAUACACUGAGAGGUGUGCUGAAUGCACAGAGAGGGUCAAGAGUCUGAUUGAAACUGCAACUUACAAUUACAUCAUGAAACCGACGUCCGCUGGUGUACUGAUCACUGAAGCAACAGUUGAGGAAGUCCAUCAGUUUUCACCCUUCAAUGAGAUCCAUGGUGCUGCCCAGAUGGAAGCAAAACAAACCUUGGCUUUUGUUGAGAUUGAGAAGACCCCUGUUAUUCCAAUCAAAGCUGAUUACUUGGCUCGUGGAUCCCUGCAAUAUGAGUUUGCAACUGAGAUUCUUCAGACCCCCAUUCAUCUAAUGAAGAUCAGUGAUGCACCAGCCCAGAUUAUCGAGGUCCUUAAGCACCUUGUUGCAAACAAUGUGGCCAUGGUCCAUGAAGACGCUCCACUCAAGUUUGUUCAGCUCAUCCAGCUCCUGCGUGUUUCCACCCUGGAGAACAUUGAGGCUAUCUGGGCUCAGUUUAAGAAUGAACCAGUUUACAGGCGCUGGCUCCUGGAUGCUCUUCCUUCUGUUGGCACACCAGUCAUUGUAAAAUUCAUCAAGGAGAAGUUCCUGGCUGGUGAACUUACCCUUCCAGAGUUCAUUCAGGCUCUUGUGGUUGCUCUGCAAAUGGUCACUGCUGAUCUGGAAACAAUGCAGUUGGCAGCCAGUUUGGCUAUGCACGAGAAAAUCGCCAAAAUCCCAGCUCUGCGUGAAGUUGUAAUGCUUGGAUAUGGUUCCAUGAUUGCCAGGCACUGUGUUGCAGUUCCCACUUGCUCUGCUGAGCUCCUCAGGGUAAACAAUUCAAGCCCUAAAUAUCUGAUAUAUAUAUCUUGCUGUUUUCUAAUUGUACUGUAUGUGUAUCACAUUCCACAGCCCAUUCAUGAGAUUGCUGCAGAGGCAACUUCUAAGAAUAACAUUCCUGAAAUCAGUUUGGCUCUUAAAGUUCUGGGCAAUGCUGGUCACCCUGCUAGUCUUAAACCCAUCAUGAAGCUCCUGCCUGGACUGAGAACUGCAGCUACAUCUCUGCCCCUUAGAGUCCAAGUUGAUGCCAUCUUGGCCCUACGGAACAUUGCCAAGAAAGAACCCAAACUGGUUCAGCCAGUGGCCCUGCAGCUUGUAUUGGAUAGAGCUCUCCACCCAGAGGUGCGCAUGGUUGCUUGUAUUGUGUUGUUUGAGUCCAAGCCAUCAGUGGCUCUCGUCUCCAGUCUUGCUGGUGCUUUGAAGACAGAAACCAACAUGCAUGUUGUGAGCUUUGCUUAUUCCCACAUCAAGUCCUUGACCAGAAUCACUGCUCCCGAUAUGGCAGCUGUUGCUGGUGCAGCUAAUGUUGCCAUCAAGCUCAUGAGCCGCAAGCUAGACAGACUUAGCUUCCGUUUCAGCAGAGCCCUUCAGCUGGACUACUAUCAUACUCCUCUUAUGAUUGGAGCUGCUGGCAGUGCCUACAUGAUCAAUGAUGCUGCCACCAUCCUGCCCAGAGCGGUUGUAGCUAAAGCACGUGCUUAUCUGGCUGGAGCUGCUGCUGAUGUUUUUGAGAUUGGUGUGAGAACUGAAGGAAUCCAGGAGGCUCUUCUGAAAUCUCCUGCUGCAGAUGAAAGUGUUGACCGUAUCACAAAGAUUAAGCGCACCCUGAGAGCACUAACAAACUGGAAGGACUUACCAAACGAUCAGCCAUUGGCUUCAGCCUACAUCAAAUUAUUUGGACAAGAAGUGGCUUUUGUGAAGAUUGACAAGACCAUCAUUGAAGAAGCUAUACCGAUUGUGACUGGACCCAAACCACGUGAACUGUUGAAGGCGGCCCUUAAAGCUUUGCAGGAAGGAAUUGCCUGGCAGUAUGCCAAACCCCUGCUUGCAGCAGAAGUGCGUCGUAUCUUGCCAACAGCAGUUGGUGUGCCCAUGGAGCUCAGUUUGUACACUGCUGCUGUUGCUGCUGCAAGUGUCAAUGUUAAGGCCACCAUUACACCUCCUCUUCCUGAGGAGAUUGAGACUAUGACUCUUGAGCAGCUGAAGAAAACUGAUGUUCAACUCCAAGCUGAAGCUAGACCAAGUAUUGCUCUCCAGACCUUUGCUGUGAUGGGAGUGAACACUGCCUUGAUCCAAGCUGCUGUUAUGGCGAGAGGAAAGAUCCGUACAAUAGCUCCUGGAAAAGUGGCUGCAAGAGCAGACAUUCUCAAGGGCAACUACAAGGUGGAGGCUCUGCCUGUUGAGGUCCCUGAACAUAUUGCUACUUUGAGCUUUGAGACACAUGCUGUGGUCAGAAAUAUUGAAGAUCCUAGUGCUGAAAGGAUUGUGCCCUUUGCACCUGAGUUGUCCCAGCAAAACCCCCAAAAUUCUUAUGCUGGUGAUUUGUCAUCUGAGAAUUCAGAUGAGGUUCCUGUGAGAGCUCCUGCUCCAUUUGACAAGACUCUCUGUCUUGCUGUCCCAUACAUUGAAAUCAAGGGAUGCGUUGAGGUGCACUCUCAUAAUGCUGCUUUUAUCAGAAAUGAACCUCUGUACUACAUAAUUGGACACCACUCAGCCCGUGUUACAGUGUCAAGAGCGGAAGGUCCUGCUGUUGAAAGACUGGAGCUUGAAGUCCAAGUUGGUCCUAGAGCUGCUGAGAGGCUCCUUAAACAAAUCAGUCUCAUUGAUGAGGAGACUCCAGAAGGAAAGGCUUUCCUGUUGAAACUGAAGGAAAUCUUGGAGACUGAAGAUAAAAACAGGUCAGUCUCUUCUGAAAGCAGAAGCAGCAGCAGCCACAGCAGCCGCAACAGCCGCAGCAGUAGAAGCAGCAGCAGCAGCAGCAGCAGCAGCAGUUCAAGCUCCUCCAUAUCCAGCUCUCGUGUGACCAAGAAUGCCACCAUCAUGGAGCCUUUCAGGAAAUUCCACAAAGAUCAGUAUUUGGCACCCCAUGGUACCUCAAAGAAAGUUAGCAGUGGAAGUUCCGCAUCAAGCUUUGAGCGUAUUCAGAAACAGACCAAGUUCCUCGGAAAUGCAGUUCCACCUGUUUUUGCUGUCAUUGCCCGUGCUGUGAGAGUUGACCACAAACUGCUGGGCUACCAACUUGCUGCUUACUUUGACAAACCAACUGCAAGAGUGCAAAUUGUUGUUUCUUCCAUCGCUGAAAAUGACAAUCUGAAGAUCUGUGUGGAUGGUGCUCUGCUGAGCAAGCACAAAGUGACUGCCAAGCUUGCUUGGGGUCCAGAGUGCCAGCAGUAUGCAGUCACUGCUAAAGCUGAGGCUGGUGUACUGGGUGAAUUCCCUGCUGCACGUUUAGAGCUGGAAUGGGAGAGGCUGCCGAUUACUGUCACCGCCUAUGCUAAAAAAAUGUCCAAACACAUCCUUAUGGCGGCUUUCCAGGCAGGAUUCAGACUUGAAAGAGUAAUGAACAGUGAGAAAGAGAUUGAACUUACUGCAGCCUUGCCAAAUCAGAGGUCCUUGAAUGUCAUUGCCAGGAUUCCAGAGAUGACAGUGUCAAGAAUGGCUAUUCCUCUGCCAUUCUCUGUUCCCAUCAAUCCAGAUGGAUCUCUUUCCAUUCAUAUUGAUGAGGACAUUCUCUCCUGGAUCCAGAAACAUAUCAAGGAAGAAUAAGACAUAAAAAUAACAUUUGACAUUUUUCAGAAGAAAAUGUUGAGCUCUGUUAAUAUAUAUUUGAUUGUUCCUCGACAGUUUAAUUGAAAGCAUUACCGCUGUUGUCAUGUACAGUAUGUAUUGUAAUACAGUCUAAUGGUAAUAAAUAGCUUGCAAGUGAAA
Cyprinus carpio (common carp) is the source of this 4405-nucleotide messenger RNA. Its product is annotated as vitellogenin-like. The coding region runs from base 86 to 4243 and encodes 1385 amino acids. The record is from RefSeq and is a predicted model, not a curated record. The transcript is spliced from 27 exons. Gene Ontology annotation, biological process: lipid transport. Gene Ontology annotation, molecular function: lipid carrier activity. NCBI's taxonomy places the organism in Eukaryota, Metazoa, Chordata, Actinopteri, Cypriniformes, Cyprinidae.